AUGAAAACCCGAGACCAUGGAUCUACCUCCGAACCUGUGAAGUCUCAUAAAGAGACAAUUCCUAAGAUGGUUCCUUCUGACUCGCCUCCUGUUCCAGCAUCAAUACCAACUACCUCGCCUCCUACAGGUUGUCGACCCAAAACCACAGCAAGGAAGAAGGUCCUUGCUCUUCUAGGUCCUAAAGGAUCUCACUUGAUUGGGGCUACGAGUAAAGGAGUGACCUUUCCCAACCUUGAUGCGCAGGAAAACCAAGCCUCAGCGGUUCCACUCACCUCACCUGAAGGUCAAGUAAAAUCCAAACCCGCCUUCACUACAAGCCCUGCACAUUCUGUUUUCACUGAAGCCAUGUCUGAUCUGUCUGAACAUGACUCUAAAUCGCCAUUAUCCCCUGAUGUGUUAACGCCCAAGGCAAAGGGAAAACGUAAAUCCAAAGCCGUUCGAUCAAAGAGAACCAAGAAGGCCAAAGUGGCUCUAGCAAAAGGUACUAGCUCCAUCUAUGAUUCCUCUCCUUUAUCCAAAUUCAAAUUGAAGGAAAAAAUCAACCCACCACCUUGCACCUCCUCAGAGGAUGUCUCUCUUGAAACAGAAGACUCAUUGCCUGGGUUGGACCCUUCCUUGACCGAGGCAAUUCCUGAAGAACCUCAUGAAGAUUUGGAGGAGGAGACUGAAUCAAAAGAAGACACAUCACAAACCACUCCUGUUGCAUCUGACCCAAAGGGCACAACACCAUUGGCAUUUCCCGAAUUCACUACCAAACAUACUAAACAAAAAGGUGCCCGUGUUCGUACUUUAGGUUCCUCUUUCAAAGGUUAUUCUCUUACUUUCUGCUUUAAUGGUAAUGAGAAAAAUAUGCAAUUUUAUGAGCAUCAUCACUUCAUUAGUGAACGUAAUUUCCUUUUUGCUCCUCAUCGUGUUUUUUGGGUUUUAUUUACUUUAGAGGAAAGGGGUUUGUUACGAUCUUUGUCUGGCUUUGAUGGGUUUGUGCCUCAGGUAGUUAAGGAAUUUUAUGCAAAUCUGAAUGAUGAGUUGUUACAUCAAACUUCUUUUAUGUUUCAUAAGGUUUAUGUUAGGGGUCAUUGUCCUACUGAAAUUGCUAAGGCCCUCAAUCUCGUUCUUGUUGAGAUUGAUGUAUCUAUUGAGUUUGCAAAGGAUCAAGUUUUGUCUGAAUUAGUUGGCCAAGCUAUGGUGUGGGAACCAAGUGCAUCUCUUCAUGUCUCGAACCUUACUCACUAUUAUGGUGCACUUUUCAAAUUUGCAAUGUUCAAUUGGAUGCCUACCACUCACUCCUCGACCAUCACUCAAGAUAUGACCUUUAUAUUGUUGAAAAUUAGGACUGGUGUCACUGUCGAUCUUGUUGCUGCUAUUUUUUAUCAGUUCAUGUCCUUGAGUAGUGCCACACACAAGGGCCAACACUUGAUGUUUCUGCAAGUCAUUUACAAACUUUUGGACUCUCAACGUCCUUUGAAGAAGUCACACGAGACCUUGAUUUCUCCUUUGGUGGGACCUACAUACAUUGUCAAAGAGAUCAAAGAUGACAAUGCUUCUACCACGGGCUCGUAA
Messenger RNA from Humulus lupulus (European hop), 1560 nucleotides. RefSeq lists its product as uncharacterized. Lineage: Eukaryota; Viridiplantae; Streptophyta; Magnoliopsida; Rosales; Cannabaceae. Bases 1 to 1560 code for a protein of 519 amino acids. The record is from RefSeq and is a predicted model, not a curated record. The transcript has 2 exons.